UGCGCACGCAUUCCAGGAAGAAGUGUUGAAAAAGUCCAAUCAUUUGUCGACACAUUUACCGGCACUAUCGCAGAAGUCAUUCAUAGAUUUAUAGAAAAUUUUAUCAACAUGAACAGACUGGUUGUUACGGCAACCAUUCUGACAGCACUGAUUGGAGUAUCAGUAUGUCACUUGGCUGUCAUGUCUGUGGAUUUGGGAAGUGAAUACAUGAAGAUUGCUAUUGUUAAGCCUGGUGUUCCCAUGGAAGUCAUUGUAAAUGAGGAUUCAGCAAGAAAAACAGCCACUAUAGUAUGUUUAAGGAAUGGUGAAAGAAGUUUUGGAAACCCGGCAGAGCAUUGUGCAAACAAAUAUCCUAGCAACGCAUUCUGGUACCUGACCCAGAUUGUUGGUAAGAUGUAUGAUGACCCUGCUGUUACUGUGUACCAGAAACGGUUUCCAUAUUACAAACUGGUCAAGGAUGAGGACAGGGGAACCGUUCUCUUCCAAAUUGAUGAUGAGACAUUCUACAGCCCUGAGGAGUUACUGGCCAUGAUUCUAGAAAAAUCUCGUUCAUACGCCGAGACUUUUGCUGACCAAACAAUCAAAGAUACAGUUAUCACCGUGCCCUCGUACUUUAACCAGGCAGAGAGGCGGGCUGUUAUGUUGGCUGCAGAACUAAGUGGUAUUAAUGUGCUCCAGCUUCUGGGAGAUAACGCUGCAGUUGCCCUGAACUACGGUGUAUUCAGACGUAAGCAGUUCAACACCAGUAUGACAUACAUCAUGUUCUAUGAUAUGGGUGCUACAAGCACCACAGCUACGGUUGUCGGCUACCAAGUUGUAAAGAUGAAAGAGGGAACUCGCAUGGUUGAGAAUCCCCAGCUCGUUAUCAAGGGCGUUGGAUUUGACAAGGAACUAGGAGGUCUGGAGAUGUCCAUACGACUUCGCGACCAUUUUGCAAAGUACUUCAGUGAGCACAAGAAGACCAAGUCUGACCUGUACACCAACUACCGAGCUAUGGCAAAACUGCUGAAGGAGGCCAAGAGGGUUAAGAAGGUCCUCAGUGCUAAUGCUGACCAUCAGGCCAGGGUUGAGGGUCUACUGGAUGAGGAAGACUUCAAGAUGAAGGUGUCACGGGCAGAGUUUGAGGAGAUGUGUUCCGACGUGUUUGAGCGUGUCACCAAACCCAUUGAUGUUGCUCUCAAGGCCUCUGAGAUCACACUGGGUGAGAUAUCAGAUGUGAUUUUGAUGGGAGGAGGCACCAGGAUUCCUCGUGUACAGCAGAAACUGAAGGAAUACUUAGGAGGUAUUGAGCUAGGCAAGAGUAUCAAUACAGACGAAGCCGCCGCUCUCGGGGCCGUCUACCAGGCCGCUCACCUUGGAAAGGGAUUCAAGGUCCUCACUUUUGGGGUCAAAGAGGCAAACAUCUACCCCAUAUUGGUUGAGUUUGAGAAGCAGAGAACAGAAGACAGCACAGACCCACCCAAGGUGAUCAAGCGUACCCUGUUUGGCCGCAUGAACCCCUACCCCCAAAAGAAGGUGAUGACCUUCAACAAACACUUCAAGGACUUUGACUUCAAUGUCAGCUAUGGGGAGCUUGACUUCCUAUCCAGUGAAGAGGCUGAAUCAAUGAGACAGCUCCAGGGCCCGAUCCAGGAGAUUGGGUUGAGGGGCAUUGCAGAGGCGUACAAUAAACAUACGGAUGCACAAGAGGCCAAGGGAAUCAAGGCACACUUCCGUAUGGAUGAGAGCGGCAUACUUACACUGGACCUGGUCGAGACGGUGUUUGAGAAGGAAGACAAGACUGUGGAGGAGGAGUCCACAUGGUCAAAGCUAGGUGACACAAUCAGUGGGCUGUUUGGAUCCAAGGAGGAAGGGGACCAACCUUCACCACAGAUGGAGGCAGUAGAUGAUUCUAUCCAUUUAAAUCUAGAUGAGGCCAAUGGUACGACGGAGGGUAAGGAUGGAGGAGAGACUGGAAAUGAGCAACCACAGUCUGAUCAGCCGGCUAAACCAGAGUCACAACAGCCAGAAGAGGGCAAAGAAGAGCAGAAAGAGGAACCAGCAGGGGAGGAUAAAAAAGAUGAGGAACCGGCUGAAGAUUCUACACAGGAACCGACUGAUGAGAGCACAGGAGGGGAACCAGACAAGGCUGAAGAGAAGGAUGAGACAACUGAAGAGAAACCAGAAGAGAAACCAAAAGAUGAUGAGAAACCGAAAGAAGAAAAAAAUGGAGACAAAAAAGAGGAUGGAGAUAAAACGGAAAAUGGGGAAAAGAAGCCCAAAAUUGUGAUUGUGAAGGAGAAUAUUACCACGGAAACAUCUAUAAAUGAUAUCAGACCUCCUAGCAAAGAUGUCUUCAAAGCCAUGAAGAAAAAACUCGCUGACCUGACUGCCAGGGAUACGGAGAAGAAACUCUUAGAAAAAGCGAAGAAUGAGCUAGAGUCGUUUGUCUAUGACAUGAUGGACAAACUCUCACAGGAGUUGUAUGUGCGAUGUUCCACGGAGGAACAGCGUGAGGAGUGGAUGAAGUCACUUAGCGAGGCUUCUGAUUGGCUGUAUGAACAGGAGGAAGAGACACCGAAAGGGCCAUACAUAGACAAACUGAAGGACCUUAAGAAGAUGGUGAAGAAGGUUGAAUUCCGUGUGCGUGAGGUGAAGGAGCGCCCGGAGGCCCUGGCUGCCAUCGAUUCCAUGCUGAAUCACUCUUCUGUCUUCCUGAGUAACAUCAAGAAUCUUUCAUCACUGAGUAUUGAGGAGGCCCUGUUUACAGCAGUGGAGAUUGAAACACUAGAGAAAUUGAUAAAUGAAACUAUGGACUGGAAAAAUAGCAGUGUGAAAGAACAGAGUCAAAUUCCAGAUUAUGAAACGCCCAAGUUAUUAUUAGAAGACAUUGGUAGAAGAAUGCAGGCUUUAGAUAGAGAAGUUAAAUAUUUAAUAAACAAAGCAAAGACUUAUAAACCCAAAGCAAAGCCUAAAAGUGAGAAAAAUAAGACCACAAAUAAAAAUGCUACUGCUGCUGAUAAAGAUGGUAAAGAUACACCAGCUGAUAAAGAUAUUGAUGAUAUCCCAACUGAUAAGGACAUUGAGGAUCAAGAUACACCUGGAGAUAAAACUGAAGGAACAACAGACAGUCCAGACACAGAAAUACCUCAGCCUCCAACAGAGGAAGAAUCUCAACAAGCUACAGAUACACAAGAAGAAGAAACAGAUGAUACUGUAAAAGCCACAAAAAAGCCGGAAAGAACAACACACGAUGCAGGAGAUUUAUAACACUAGCUCAUCUAUAGGACUUAUACACCAUUUCUCAUGAUCAAUAUCGACCAUUAGGCUAGUAUUUUCAGCCAGGACCAGCUCAUUUUGUAUUGUUAAACUAAAAGGCAUUAGAUUGUGAUACUGGCUCACUGAUAAAGGCAUGUUAGUCAAGGGCGUACAUGUUAGUCAAGGGCUUUGUUGUUGUUUGUGGCGACAGGAGGUGAAGUGCUUUGGCAUGGUCUAGCAAAGAUAUUUGGAAGAUAAAUAGGAACUGUAGUGUUUCCAGGGGGUGAUCCAGGUCAUUUCAGUUGUUGUUUUAAGAAAUCCAUCAUGUUCACAGACUGAUAUACUUGGAAUAUUUACUUUGGAAUAUUACAUUAUCAAAGACACAUUUAAAAUAUUUCACCUUGUUCAAUUGUGUACUUGCUCAGCCAAAGUUUAAAUCUUUCCACCUGUUAGUUUAUUUUUCAUAUAUAGAUUUAAAAUAGUUUAAAUGUUGAAACAUACUAUUGAGUCAAAUCAGAUUUUGUAAUACGUCCAUAUUCUGUUCAUUCCAUGUAUGAAUGGAAAUAGUUUGACAUUUGUGAUGAAUGUUUGUUGAAUAUGGAAAAAUGUAUUAUUUUAAACAUGUUCUGAGUUUGUGUGAGUGUAUUCGGACAUGUGUGCGUGUUUAUUGGGGUACAUGUAUAUAGUUUAUUGAAGAAUUUGAAUUUGUAAUUUAUCUGUUUGUUCAUGUUUCAUUAUUUAUAAGUCAUGAAGUGCUUCUGAAGUGGGUUUGUGCAAAAGAUAAAUUAUUACGGAGUAAUUUCAAUUAGUAGAGUCGAAUAUUGCUGUAGUAUUUAUAGAUAUUUUUCUAGUUCUAGUGUCAAUAUAAGAUUAUAUGUUUGAUCUGUACUUUUACCCGAGAGAAGGGUCGAUAUUCAAUCAAAAUUGAUGGGCCAAAGUUGCGGAAAUGAUGUUACAUGUUGAAAUGAUUGUGAGUUCAGCAUAAAAGUCUGAUAGGACUCGAUAUGACUUGGGCAGCCAGAGAUACAUUUUAAAUCCAUGUUGAAGGCAUACUUAAUUAAAUCAGUUUACAACCUUUCCAUCAACAUUAGAACAUACACUAUAGGACUUUGAGCAAAAAAUGUACUUGUAGUGACAGUACUUAUGAUUAGGGAUGGCAACGAGUAGUAAAAUUAAUACUCGAGUACUCGGACGAUCGUUCGAUCGGGUACUCGAUUACUCGGAAAAAUUGAAUAGAAUAGAAUAGGAUUGUGUAGGUGAAAGUACCGCUAUCAAAACUUCGCUAAUUGACAUCAGUGCUAAUUUGAAAUAGGGGUCCUUUGUUGAUAGUUUGCAACUAUCACUGUUAACUGUCAACUAAUUUAUUGAGGUCAAUUGUGUACACAGCGGGGAUUAGAGGGACCGUACAUUGUCCUCUUGGCAACUAACCCGAUCUGAUAUUUUAUCUGUAAAUCGUAUAUUUGGUGAUUUUUAUAGAUUUUUUUCCGAGUACUCGAGUAGUGAUUUGGUACUCGAGUACUCGGACGUUCGAUCGAGUACUCGAGUACUCGGGUACUCGUUGCCAUCCCUACUUAUGAUCAAUCUGUAUUUGUGAAUGUUUGACAGUCCAGUCAAUUUGACAAGGUCUCAUGACUGUUCCUGUACGGUAUUCUCAUUUGCAUGAAUAUUUUUAUUUUGAUAUUUGUAGAUUAAUUUGAUGUUUGAUGAGAUAGUUCUUUAAUUGUGCGAGUUAACUGGAUGAUUGACAAUAUAUUUGUCUUGGUACUUGAGACUUUGCAAUUCUAAACAAAUAUUGGAUGUUUUGUUAUUGUGAAACGAAAUAGAAAACUAUUAAAUAUUUUGAA
This is a messenger RNA of Mya arenaria, 5081 nucleotides long. RefSeq names its product hypoxia up-regulated protein 1-like. Gene Ontology annotation, molecular function: ATP-dependent protein folding chaperone; ATP binding. Gene Ontology annotation, biological process: cellular response to hypoxia; negative regulation of hypoxia-induced intrinsic apoptotic signaling pathway; endoplasmic reticulum unfolded protein response. NCBI's taxonomy places the organism in Eukaryota, Metazoa, Mollusca, Bivalvia, Myida, Myidae. The transcript has 26 exons. The record is from RefSeq and is a predicted model, not a curated record. Bases 109 to 3249 code for a protein of 1046 amino acids. Gene Ontology annotation, cellular component: endoplasmic reticulum chaperone complex.